Gaeumannomyces tritici R3-111a-1 is the source of this 1048-nucleotide messenger RNA. RefSeq lists its product as hypothetical. NCBI's taxonomy places the organism in Eukaryota, Fungi, Ascomycota, Sordariomycetes, Magnaporthales, Magnaporthaceae. Gene Ontology annotation, cellular component: Mis6-Sim4 complex. The record is from RefSeq and is a predicted model, not a curated record. The transcript has 2 exons. The coding region runs from base 86 to 880 and encodes 264 amino acids.
AGCCCUUCAGCGCCCCGUUUAGCGACUACAGCCCCAGCCGCCAGUUGAGCUCACAUCGAGCACGGUCCGGCAGAGACAACGCAACAUGGCGUCGCCGGCGCCCCCGACCAUCCAGGCGCUGAAGCAGGACUUCAUCGCCGAGCAGACGCGGCUCCUGUCGCAGCCGCUGGCGCCGUCGCGCGCGUGGUCCAAGGCCAACAGCAGCGCCGCCGCCGCCGCCACCGGAACCGCGCCACCGCUGCCGCUGCCGCAAAAGGCCGUCGACGACGCCCUCGCGCGCUUCAACCACCGCCUCCAGCAGCACUCGGCCCGCGUCUACUCCCCGCCCGCCACCCGCCACGUCGCCGAGCAGCUCGAGCAGCUGUACCUGGCCGCCGAGCGCGACGGCGGGGCGCCGCGUGCGGGCGAGGACGGCCAUGACGACGGCGGCGGAGACGCCGGCCUGACGCUCAGCGCGGAUUUUGCCGACCCGCAGACCAUUGCGGCCCUCCCGCCGUCCUGGCCCUCGGACCAGGACGUCUCGGCCCGGCCCAUGGAGGCGCGCCGCUACGCCGACCUGUCGGCGCGGCUGCAGGACCUCUCGGCGGCGCGCGGGGAGGCCGAGGCGCGCGCGCGGCGGCUGCGCGAUAUGCGGCGCGGGCUCGUGCCCUUUAUCAGCGGCGGCGACGGGGGCGAGUCGCUGCAGAGGAACCUGGUGACCAAGGACGGCGAGCUCGAGCGUGAGUUGGAACGCACGCGCAUCCUCAUGGCCCGUGUCGGCGACCGCGUCCUCCGCGCCGUCCGGGAGGAGGGCCGGGGUGGGCAGGAUGACGACGACGCGCCUGUUGCGGUUGCGGACGAGGAGAGGAGGAAGGUGGCUGACCUCUUGGAUAGGUUCUGAUGGCUUCUUUGGUGUAAAAGGCACCAUGUAUACGAUGGAUGUGGGGCGACGGAGAUGUGAUACCCAAUGUUUAUUCGCCCGGCUUGGUGGGCAUACAAUGAACAAACAAGGCGAAAAAGUUACAUUAUAUCGUCAUGUCACUGUCUGUCUGUCUGUCUGUCUGUCUGU